Aspergillus ibericus CBS 121593 is the source of this 2031-nucleotide messenger RNA. RefSeq names its product putative alpha-L-rhamnosidase B. Bases 1 to 2031 code for a protein of 676 amino acids. The record is from RefSeq and is a predicted model, not a curated record. Gene Ontology annotation, biological process: carbohydrate metabolic process. NCBI's taxonomy places the organism in Eukaryota, Fungi, Ascomycota, Eurotiomycetes, Eurotiales, Aspergillaceae. The transcript has 3 exons.
AUGCGCUGGUCCAACUUUUUGUCGGGCGUGCUCGCUCUGCUUCCUUUUUCAGUGGCACAGAGCUGUUGGCGUGACACCACUUGUUCCGGCCCGACCGACACUGCCUUUCCUGGACCGUGGGAGAAAAACAUCUUCGCGCCGUCAUCGCGAACGGUGAAUCCGGAGAACCUCUUCCUCAUCACGCAGCCAAGCCACACGGCAGACUAUGCCCCGUUUACGCUGCGUGGAAAUGGUUCUUUGGUGGUCUAUGACUUUGGAAGAGAGGUUGGCGGCAUCGUCUCCGUGAAUUACACCUCCACGGGUAGCGGUGCACUGGGGGUGGCUUUCACCGAGGCGAAGAACUGGAUUGGCGAGUGGUCGGACUCGUCCAACGGUGGCUUCAAAGGCCCUGAUGGCGCUCUCUACGGCAACUUCACUGAGGCCGGAAGCCAUUACUAUGUCAUGCCGGACAAGUAUCUGCGUGGUGGCUUCCGCUACUUGACUCUUUUCCUGAUCACCAGCGGCAACGUCUCCGCUCACAUUGAAGACGUGAGCCUGGAGAUUGGCUUCCAGCCUACCUGGUCCAAUUUGAAGGCCUACCAAGGGUACUUUCACUCGAAUGACGACCUGCUGAACAAGAUCUGGUACACCGGCGCCUAUACGCUGCAGACGAACGAGGUUCCGACAAACACGGGACGUCAGAUCCCAGCGCUUGCUGAAGGCUGGGCGAACAAUGCCACGCUGGGAUACGGCGAUACGAUCAUUGUCGACGGUGCCAAGCGUGACCGCGCGGUGUGGCCAGGCGACAUGGGAAUUGCCGUUCCCUCGGCAUUUGUGAGUCUGGGGAACUUGGAGAGUGUGAAGAAUGCGUUGCAGAUCAUGUACGAUACACAGAACAAUUCCACCGGUGCCUUUGACGAGUCUGGCCCCCCGCUGAGCCAGAAGGACUCGGACACAUACCACAUGUGGACCAUGGUCGGGACAUACAACUACAUGCUCUUCACCAACGACAGCGACUUCCUCGAGAGAAAUUGGGACGGAUACCAGCGGGCCAUGGACUACAUCUACGGCAAGGUGACCUAUCCUAGCGGCCUGCUGGACGUCACGGGCACGCGCGACUGGGCCCGGUGGCAGCAGGGAUACAACAAUUCCGAGGCACAGAUGAUCCUGUAUCACACUCUCAAUACUGGCGCCGAUCUCGCCACCUGGGUCGGAGAUACAAGCGGCCUAUCCGACACAUGGACCAGCCGGGCCGCGAAGCUGCGUGAAGCCAUCAACGAAUACUGCUGGGAUGAAGCAUACGGUGCCUUCAAAGACAACGCCACCGACACGACGCUCCACCCCCAGGACGCCAACAGCAUGGCCCUGCUAUUCGGAGUAGUGGACGACGACCGGGCCGCUAGCAUUUCCGAGCGGUUGACCGACAACUGGACCCCAAUUGGAGCUGUAGCCCCGGAACUACCGGAGAACAUCUCCCCGUUCAUCUCCUCAUUCGAAAUCCAGGGUCACCUCACGGUAGGCCAGCCCGCGCGCGCUCUGGAAUUAAUCCGACGUAGCUGGGGCUGGUACUACCACAACCCGAACGGCACACAGAGCACCGUCAUCGAGGGAUACCUGCAAAACGGCACGUUCGGGUACCGCUGGGAUAGAGGGUACUACGAUGAUACAGCGUACGUAUCGCACUCGCACGGAUGGUCGUCCGGGCCGACGUCCGCAUUGACGAACUACAUCGUCGGGAUCACCGUCACCUCUCCACUGGGAGCGACCUGGCGCAUCGCCCCGCAGUUUGUCGAUCUAGAGUCGGCCGAGGGUGGAUUCACGACGUCGCUCGGGACGUUCCAGGCGGGGUGGUCACGGACAUCUAAUGGAUAUACUCUCGACUUUACCGUCCCACAGGGAACCAAGGGGAAUCUCACUCUGCCGUACAUCAGCGCCGCGAAACCGACUAUCCAGAUCGACGGGACGGAGAUUACCCAUGGAGUACAGUAUGCCAACCAGAUGGCCACGGUGGGAGUCAGUGGGGGAGGGACUUACAAAGUAGUGGUGCAUUAG